Gongylonema pulchrum is the source of this 339-nucleotide messenger RNA. The record is from the annotation of a GenBank genome assembly. NCBI's taxonomy places the organism in Eukaryota, Metazoa, Nematoda, Chromadorea, Rhabditida, Gongylonematidae.
AUGUCUGAGUAUUACGCAUAUUCAGCAAGAGAACAGCAACACGGGAGCGCAAAUGACGAUAACCCUGUGGAGCAUAUGCCGGAAUUCGCCAGUGUUAAAAAGUUCCAUGAUUUAGGGCCGCGAUUACUUCGUGAACGAAAACAAGUCCGCCGACUUCAAAUACGCAAGCGUCAAAAAACAUCAGCAAGCGUAACCAGUGACCGGAUGAUGGGCUUUGGUGUUGUAAAAAAAUCACGAAAAACUGCAGCGACCGCACCUUCACUACCGGCCGAAACAAAGGGCGAAGACAGUUUGGCUGUGGUACUGCUUGCUGAGCAAGACCGUGCUGUUCAGGUUUGA